This is a messenger RNA of Notothenia coriiceps (black rockcod), 5652 nucleotides long. RefSeq names its product myosin-9-like. Gene Ontology annotation, molecular function: actin filament binding; ATP binding; microfilament motor activity. NCBI's taxonomy places the organism in Eukaryota, Metazoa, Chordata, Actinopteri, Perciformes, Nototheniidae. The record is from RefSeq and is a predicted model, not a curated record. Gene Ontology annotation, cellular component: cytoplasm; myosin filament; myosin II complex.
AGCCACGCCUGAGCAGCAGCUGGGCCGCAGGACAGACGCAGAGACAGAAGAGGCUCGCGGUUCAAAGGAGAGAGAGUCGCUGCUGCUGAACACGGACACACACACACACCGAGCUCACCUACCGUGCCUGCAGCUGAAAACCAGCCACAAUGACGGACUCAGACAAGUUCCUGUAUGGGGACCGCAACACGACGGGGAACCCCAUGGCCCAGGCCGACUGGGCCACCAAGAAGCUGGUGUGGGUGCCCUCGGAGAGGCUGGGCUUCGAGGCCGGCUCCCUGAAGGAGGAGCAGGGAGAGGAGUGUGUGGUGGAGCUGACGGACUCUGGCAAGAAGGUGAAGGUCAACAAGGACGACAUUCAGAAGAUGAACCCUCCCAAGUUCAACAAGGUGGAGGACAUGGCGGAGCUCACCUGCCUGAACGAAGCCUCCGUGCUGCACAACCUCAAGGAGAGAUAUUACUCUGGACUCAUCUAUACGUACUCCGGUCUCUUCUGUGUGGUGGUCAACCCGUACAAGAACCUGCCCAUCUACUCUGAGGACAUUGUGAACAUGUACAAGGGCAAGAAGAGGCACGAGAUGCCCCCCCACAUCUACGCCAUCACAGACACAGCCUACAGGAGCAUGAUGCAGGAUCGUGAGGACCAGUCCAUCCUCUGCACUGGGGAAUCAGGAGCAGGAAAAACUGAAAACACCAAGAAAGUCAUCCAGUAUCUCGCCCAUGUUGCCUCAUCUUUCAAGUCCAAGAAAGAGCAGGGCAAUGCAGUUUUGUCACAUGGGGAACUGGAGAAACAGCUGCUGCAAGCUAACCCAAUCCUGGAGGCCUUCGGAAACGCAAAGACCGUCAAGAACGACAACUCCUCACGAUUUGGAAAAUUCAUCAGAAUCAACUUUGACGUCAACGGAUACAUCGUUGGAGCCAACAUCGAAACUUAUCUUUUGGAGAAGUCCCGAGCUAUCCGACAAGCCAAAGAAGAGAGGAGCUUCCACAUCUUCUACUACAUGCUGACCGGAGCAGGGGACAAGCUGCGCUCUGAGUUGUGUCUGGAGGAUUACAGCAAGUACCGUUUCCUGUCCAAUGGAAACAUGACGAUACCGGGCCAGCAGGACACCGACCUGUUCAAUGAGACCAUGGACGCCUUCCAGAUCAUGGGCAUCCCAGAAGACGAAAGGAUUGGUCUGCUGAAGAUCGUGUCGGCCGUGAUGCAGUUGGGGAACAUGAGCUUCAAGAAGGAGCGUCACACUGAUCAGGCCUCCAUGCCAGACGACACUGCUGCCCAGAAAGUGUGUCACCUGCUGAGCAUCAACGUGACUGACUUCACACGAGCCAUCCUGUCCCCCAGAAUCAAGGUUGGCAGGGACUAUGUGCAGAAGGCGCAGACACAGGAGCAGGCUGAGUUUGCCAUCGAGGCUCUGGCCAAAGCCUCUUACGAGAGGAUGUUCCGCUGGCUGGUGAUGAGGAUCAAUAAGGCGCUGGACAAGACAAAGAGACAGGGAGCCUCCUUUAUCGGCAUCCUGGAUAUUGCUGGAUUUGAGAUCUUUGAGUUGAACUCAUUCGAGCAGAUGUGCAUCAACUACACCAACGAGAAACUGCAGCAGCUCUUCAACCACACCAUGUUCAUCCUGGAGCAGGAGGAGUACCAGAGGGAGGGCAUCGAGUGGAGCUUCAUCGACUUCGGCCUCGACCUGCAGCCCUGCAUCGACCUCAUCGAGAAACCUGCCGGUCCUCCAGGCAUCCUGGCUCUGCUGGAUGAAGAGUGCUGGUUCCCCAAAGCCACGGACAAGAGCUUCGUGGAGAAGGUCAUUCAGGAGCAGGGGACGCACCCCAAGUUCCAGAGAGCCAAGAAACUCAAGGAGGAUGCAGAUUUCUCCAUCAUGCACUAUGCUGGAAAGGUUGACUACAAAGCAGACUCAUGGCUGAUGAAGAACAUGGAUCCUCUGAACGAGUGCGUCGCCGCUUUGUUCAACCAGUCUACAGACAAAUUAACCUCAGACCUGUGGAAAGACAUGGACCGUAUUGUGGGCCUGGAUAAGGUGGCAGGGAUGUCCGACUCCAUGCACGGUGCGUUCAAGACCCGUAAGGGCAUGUUCCGCACGGUGGGCCAGCUCUACAAGGAGCAGCUCGGUAACCUCAUGGCCACGCUCAGGAACACAAACCCAAACUUCGUCCGCUGCAUCAUCCCCAACCACGAGAAGAAGGCUGGUAAACUGGAGCAUCACCUGGUUCUGGACCAGCUCCGGUGUAAUGGAGUCCUGGAGGGGAUUCGUAUCUGCAGACAGGGCUUCCCCAACCGCAUCGUCUUCCAGGAGUUCAGACAAAGGUAUGAAAUCCUCACUCCCAACGCCAUCCCAAAGGGCUUUAUGGACGGCAAGCAAGCCUGUGUGCUCAUGAUCAAAUCCCUGGAGCUGGACCCCAACCUGUUCAGGGUCGGUCAGAGUAAAGUGUUCUUCAGAGCCGGGGUCCUGGCCCACCUGGAGGAGGAGCGAGACAUUAAGAUCACCGACGUCAUCAUCAGCUUCCAGGCCUGGUGCAGAGGAUACGUGGCCCGCAAAGCCUUCGGCAGAAGACAGCAGCAGCUGUCUGCCAUGAAAGUGAUCCAGAGGAACUGUGCUGCUUACCUCAAACUGAGGAACUGGCAGUGGUGGAGGCUUUUCACCAAGGUGAAGCCUCUGCUGCAGGUCUGCCGGCAGGAGGAGGAGAUGCUGGCUAAAGAAGACGAGCUGGUCAAGACGAAGGAGAUGCAGCUGCAAGCUCAGGAGCAGCUCAAAGAUUUUGAGACCAAGCAGGAUCAACUGAACCAGGAGAAGUCGGCUCUGCAGGAGCAGCUGCAGGCGGAGACAGAGUUGUGUGCCGAGGCCGAGGAGAUGAGAUCCCGUCUGUCCGCCAGGAAGCAGGAGCUGGAGGAGAUGCUGACUGAGAUGGAGUCUCGCCUGGAGGAGGAGGAAGAGAGGGUCACCCAGAUGGGUACCGAGAGGAAGAAGAUGCAGCAGAACAUCACGGACCUGGAGCAGCAGCUGGAUGAGGAGGAAGCAGCGAGACAGAAGCUCCAGAUGGAGAAGGUCACCACAGACUCUAAGCUGAAGAAGCUGGACGAGGAGAUCAUGAUGCUGGACGACCAGAACAACAAGCUCAACAAGGAGAAGAAACAGAUGGAGGAAAGAAUCUCCGAGUUCACCACCAACUUGACUGAAGAGGAGGAGAAGUCCAAGAGCCUUCAGAAACUCAAGAAUAAACAUGAAGCCAUGAUCACAGAUUUGGAGGAUCGUCUAAGAAAGGAGGAGAAAUCCCGUCAGGAGUUGGAUAAGAACCGCCGUAAACUUGAGGGAGACUCCACCGAUCUCAACGACCAGAUCGCAGACCUGCAGGCUCAGCUCGCUGAACUCCGAGCUCAGUUUGCCAAGAAGGAGGAGGAACUCCUUGCUGCUCUUUCCAGGAUCGAGGAGGAGGCCGCAGCCAAGAACUCGGCCCAGAAGAAGAUCCGGGAGCUGGAGGCUCAGAUUUCUGAGCUUCAGGAGGAUCUGGAGCUGGAGAGGCAGGCGCGCUCCAAGGCGGAGAAACACCGCAGGGACCUGGGAGAGGAGCUGGAGGCGCUGAAGACCGAGCUGGAGGACACGUUGGACUCCACCGCAGCACAGCAGGAGCUCAGGUCCAAGCGUGAGACAGAGGUCUCCCAUCUGAAGAAGAAUCUGGAGGAAGAGGCCAAGAUCCACGAGCAGCAGAUGGCUGACACGAGACAGAAACACAACCAGGCAUUUGACGAGAUCAAUGAACAGCUGGAGCAGGCCAAGAGGAACAAGGUGUCGGUGGAGAAAGCCAAGCAGGCCCUGGAGAGCGAGUGGAACGAGUUGCAGAUUGAGAUGCAGAAUCUGACUACAGGGAAGGGAGACUCUGAACACCGUCGCAAGAAAGCUGAAACCCAGGUUCAAGAACUGCAGCUCAAAUUCGGAGAAAGUGAGCGACAUAGGCUGGAGACGUCAGACAACACCGUCAAGCUGCAGUCGGAGCUAGACAAUGUGAACAACCUCCUGAGUGUUGCAGAGGGCAAGAACAUCAAAUCCAGCAAAGACUUUUCUGCUACCGAGUCUCAGCUGCAGGAUACACAGGAGUUGCUCCAGGAGGAGACCCGUCAGAAGCUCUCCCUCUCCACCCGCCUGAGGCAGAUGGAGGACGAGCAGAACAACCUGAGGGAGAUGCUGGAGGAGGAGGAAGAGAGCAAGAAGAACGUGGAGAAGCAGGUCACCUCUCUGCAGACCCAGAUGGCAGACCUGAAGAAGAAGCUGGACCAGGAGGUCUCCACCCUGGAGGGGGCAGAGGAGGGUCGCAAGCGAGUCCAGAGGGAGUUUGACAGCUUGACGCAGCAGCUGGAGGAGAAGAGCGCGGCCUACGACAAACUGGACAAGACAAAGACGCGUCUGCAGCAGGAGCUUGACGACAUGAUCGUAGACCAGGACCACCUGAGGCAGAUCGUCUCCACCCUCGAGAAGAAGCAGAGGAAGUUUGACCAGAUGCUGGCCGAAGAGAAAACCAUUUCCACUCAGUAUGCAGAGGAGCGGGACAAGGCUGAGGCCGAGGCCAGGGAGAAGGAAACACGAGCGCUGACUCUGGCCCUGGAGUUGGAGACCAUGUCAAGCCUUAAAGACGACAUAGAACGCACCAGUAAGCUGCUCAAAGCCGAGAUGGAAGACUUGGUAUCCUCAAAGGACGACGUCGGCAAGAGUGUGCAUGAGCUGGAGAGGUCAAAGCGUGCCACGGAGCAGCAGCUGGAGGAGAUGAAAACUCAGCUGGAGGAGCUGGAGGACGAGCUGCAGGCCACAGAGGACGCCAAGCUGCGCCUGGAGGUCAACAUGCAGGCCAUGAAGGCCCAGUUUGACCGAGACCUGACGGCCAGAGACGAGCAGGGAGAGGAGAGGAGGAAACAGCUGGUCAAACAGGUGCGUGAGAUGGAAGUCGAGCUGGAGGAUGAACGUAAGCAGCGCUCUCUGGCCCUCUCGUCCAAGAAGAAGCUGGAGCUGGACCUGGGAGAGCUCGAAAUCCAGAUCGAUGCUGCCAACAAAGGGCGUGAUGAGGCCCUCAAACAGCUGAAAAAGCUCCAGGCCCUGGUGAAAGAUCAGAUGAGAGAGCUGGAAGAGCUGCGUCUGUCCAGAGACGAGGCUGUCAACGAAUCCAAGGAGACCGAGAGGAAGCUCAAGGCCAUGGAGGCUGAAGCCCUGCACUUCCAGGAGGAUCUUGCCACUGCUGAGAGACUCAAGAGACAGAUUCAGAACGAGAGGGACGAGAUCCAGGAAGAGAUGAGCAGUAGCAACACAAAGAAUUCUCUUCUGGCAGACGAGAAGAGGAGGCUGGAGGCUCGUAUCACGCAGCUGGAGGAGGAACUGGAGGAGGAGCAGCUCAACACCGAGAUGGUCAACGAUCGUUGGAAGAGAUCCGCACUGCAGACCGAGCAGCUGACCACAGAGCUGGGUGCAGAGCGCAGCGGCUCCCAGCGGCUGGAGGGGGCUCGGUCCCAGCUCGACCGCCAGAACAAGGAGCUGAAACUGAAGCUGCAGGAGCUCGAAGGAACCAUCAAGUCCAAGUAUAAGUCCUCCAUCACCACCCUGGAGGCCAAGAUGGGUCAGCUGGAAGAACAGCUGGACAUCGAGUCAAAGUGAGUGU